This is a messenger RNA of Cuscuta campestris, 498 nucleotides long. The record is from the annotation of a GenBank genome assembly. NCBI's taxonomy places the organism in Eukaryota, Viridiplantae, Streptophyta, Magnoliopsida, Solanales, Convolvulaceae.
CAAUCCCUUCAUUCUUUAUUCUCACACUUAAAGAAAGUUCCUGCAAAGUGGUCAUCCCCCUCACUAAGUUUACUUUCUCCAUUAAUGGAGUUUUACAAGAAAACUCAAGAUGAGGGGUCAAAACAACUCAAGGAAGAAGGAGAAGAAGCUCUCGGGUUGGGCAUUGGAAUCAUCAAGUUUGAAGAUGAUGCUGAACUUUCUUGGGCAGAAACUUCACCUGAUUUAGACGCUAAUUAUCACCUUCUAUACAUUAUUUUGAUAAAAUUUGAAAGCAAAAAUUGUAGCUCCACGUCUUAUGUAACCACUGGUUAAAACGGUUUACAAUUUCGAGAUUUAACGAAGGAGAUGCAUGUGCCAAAAUAUAGAGACUGAUAUAGCUAUGACGAGGGUGACGGGAAUUGCAAAUUACACCAUUGCUUUUGCCUCGUUCCGUCAAAUCUAAGGUAAUUAGGGUCAAAAUGACACAAUCCUGGAGGGUAAUGAAGAUGAGGAGAUGUG